Molecule: messenger RNA, 3479 nt
Organism: Phasianus colchicus (ring-necked pheasant)
Lineage: Eukaryota; Metazoa; Chordata; Aves; Galliformes; Phasianidae
Product: ICOS ligand
Biological process (GO): T cell receptor signaling pathway; regulation of cytokine production
Cellular component (GO): external side of plasma membrane
Molecular function (GO): signaling receptor binding
Source: RefSeq, a predicted model, not a curated record
CGGAAAUCCCCGGCGGAGGAGGGGGAAGCGGAAUGGCCUGACCCGGGCUAGCCGGCAAGGCAUAGCGCGGCUCAGCCAGCUGCAGCGAUGAAGCGGCGCGGUUACGGAUUUCUGUUACUGUUCCUUCACAUCCUGAGAGCUGUUACUGCGCUGGAGAAGAUCUUCAGUAAACCUGGGGACAAUGUUACACUGAGUUGCAUUUAUCCAGGAAGAGAAUUCAGCUUAGACAAUCUGCGAGUAUACUGGCAAAUAGCUGAUAAUGAAGAUACAGAGCCAUGUUCAGUAGUGCAUGCACUGAUCUCUGGUCAAGACAAUGAAAGUCUGCAGUGCAGUCAGUUUAAAAACAGGACUCAGUUAUUAUGGGAUAAACUAGGAGAUGGCAAUUUUUCUCUACUACUAUUUAAUGUCAGACAGAGCGAUGAACAUACGUACCGAUGUGUAGUGAUGCAGACAGCUGAAUAUACCAAAGUGAUUCACCAGGAGCAAGUGGUUCUAAGCCUGGCAGCUAGUUACAGCCAACCAAUACUCAGUGGGCCUGUAAGAAACAGUUACAACACUGGAGAAGAGGUGACUUUCAGCUGCAGAUCUGACAAUGGAUACCCCGAACCGAAUGUUUAUUGGAUAAAUAGAACAGACAACACACGCCUGUCUCAGUCAAGUUUUAAUAUCACCCAACAUCCCGAUGGCACUUACAGUGUUUUGAGCACACUGAAGGUUAAAGCAACUUCUGAUAUGCAAAUAGAGUGCUUCAUAGAAAAUGAAAUACUGCAGGAAAACACAUCAGCCAACUACACAGAGGAGAUGCAAAUCAAUGGUUCCAGCACAGGAAGUCAUAAAGAGCUGGCAAAAAGCGGACAAGGUGCUCAAGCAGCUGCAGUUGUGUCAGUUGUGAUUCUGAUGGCUUUUCUGACUGUGUUGAUCUCCUGGCUGUGGAGACGGAGGUCCUCUCAACUAGUAUCAUACACAGCACCUGUCUAAUGGGAACAUCUGCCAACAAGUCAGGCAGCUGGAGGUGCAUCAAGAGGAGCAUACCCCUUGUCUCAGCAGCAGCAUUGCUUGUAAUACAAGCGACAGGUUUGUGCAGAGUGUGCCAAGACUGAUGUCAAGAAGCUUCUUCAACAGAAGAAAAACCAAAAUCCAUUGGAUUCCUGUUCUGAUCAGGAGCUGUGUCUCAACACCUGUAAACUUCUUCAGAUGGUUUUCAGUGUUUUGAGCUCCUACGCUGGGGAAGAGCAGUGAGCCUCGCACUUAGCUACUCUGUUCUAGAGUCUCUCGUCAUCACCGCUGAGGAAUUCGUUUUGAGUACAAGUGGCCAUGUUUCAGGAGCAUGGGAAGUUCUGUUUCCUUCUCCUUUUGCUGACAGUGACUACUGAAUGUGAAAAGGCAGCUAAAAAUAAGGAGGAAAGGAAAACCAAAGGACUUUCUAGAAAGUGAGAUGUGUAACUUUUUUCACAUUUCGCUAUCUACAGUACAUUCUGUCAUUGAUUUCACCAGCUGCACGUUAUUAUGUACAGAAUGAGCCAGACUAUCUUGACCUGGUCCUAAUAAAAUAGGUUUUGCCAUGACUGGGUUAAGCACUGAAUGUGUGAACAAAGAUAAAUCUCCUUUAAAGGCACUUGAUAUUAAAAUUUUAUUCUUUACUGAAUGUCUUACCAAAAAGGAGACUUCAACUUUCUACAGAAGCUGGUGCUUACUGUGUGAGAGACCAGCCUGUGGAAAACAGAUUAAAAACAGUGCUCUCUCCUGUGUUGAUGUAAGGUUACCUUGACAUAUCUCUGCCUGGAUGAAACAAGAAAUCCAUACUCAGGCUCUGUUCAAUUCAGCUUGCCUUUAUUUAAGGCCAGCAGCACCCAGGGAGAGUUUGAACUGAUUUUAUUUUUUUUUAAAUGCUUCUUCUUGUCUCAUCCUUUCACCAAGGAAAAAGGAGUGCAAAGCAGUUCAAUAUGUUAACUAUGAAUGUUUUUGACGUGUUGAUGGCUAAAGGAAAGAAAGGGAAGAAAAGUGAAGAACGGCAUUUUCUUCCAUGUGCCAUCAUCUGUGCCUUACUGGUUCAGCUCCAAUUAAGCUGGAGCAAAUAGAUGAAGAUAGCAAACAGUAAAUGUGACUGAUAGUCUAAAAUUUUGGAGGAGAAUAAAUCAAUAUUAGUUCUUUUCUGUUGGGGUGGGUGGUGGUAAUGAUUUUAAUACUGAGUCCUGGAAAAACUCCUGCAGCAGUUGCUAGACUAAAAUUCUACUAUUUCUGCAGUCACAGCCUUGUUUGCCCCAGCUCCACAUAGAGAAGGCUGUCCAGUGUCAGCCAUGAGUUAGGAAGUUUUUGUUUAUUUGUUUUAAAUCAAGAUCAGCUUUCAAAUCCCAGUGAAGCAAAAAUAAAUUAUCUUUUUCUGCCUUUGUGCAAAACCCAGACCCAUUUGGUGACACUUCUGUUGAAACAAUACCCCUGUGGGCUCAGAGUUGGCUAACUGCACUGUCAGUAUUAUGUGGGAGUCUCAUGGGCUCAGUUUUUAUGACAUUCAAGGGAAGGAAAAAUACAGCUCUCACUUGAUGCAAUCUGAGCUCACUCCCCAGUUUGAGUAGGAUAGAAAAAUUUUUAAAAAGUCUAAUCUGCAACUAAAUAAUUGUUCAUGUCUCCUGUUUUGGCUGCAAGUAACUGUGUACGAUAAUGUUCUGAAGGCAUUUUAUCUAUUCAUGUUAGAAAAGCAUUGUAUAUUUGUUAACUUUCAAUGUCUGUGAAAGCUGUUCUUUUAUUUAUUAAUUCCACUUUUGCCACAUCUUGCAUUCCUAUUUACAACCGUAACACACCCUAUCAGGUAGGACAUUUAGCUCACGAUAUGUUUCAGAUUAAGUAACUUACAGCAUGUCAGUAAUCUUAAGUGUCCACUUUUCCUCGUCUUACUUCUUGUCCAUUAAUCUAAGUGUUUGAUAUCUUCUGAGCCCAUAUUUAGUCUUCAGGCAAAAUCUAUCCAGUGUUUGCUGAAGACAGAAUGCAAGCUCACAAACACAUUUGAGAUGUGACUGCCACCUGCACAGAUGUGAAGGGCAACCAUUUCCUGGUGGUUCAGUGAGCCAUUUUCUCACUCUCUAUCCUGUGAAGUUGUUUUGGGUAACCUCUUUAGCGCCACCGUAACUGACAGAAGCCUUCUAUAAAAACAGUUUUCCUCCUUCAUAUUCUACCAGUACAAAAAACCAUAGUGCUUCAGAAACGUAAGGGGUGACCUAGCAAUCACUCCACAGUAUGCUGUUUAGAAAAUUUAGGACAGAGAAGUUCUUACUUCUGGCUUUACUUCAUGAUACAUAGUGAAUACAUCUAAGAGCAACAGCUUGCUCUUGCAAAAUCCAUACUUUCAACUGAUUUAAGUUUCCAGCUGUUUUUGGAGGCAAGAAAAUCCUGGAUGACAAUUGUUUGUUACUUGGAAAUUCUGUAAUAACAGCUUGUCAUCACAUACUAUGUUUAUAUUAUAAAUAAAAGCCUAUUAAUUCUUC